This is a messenger RNA of Poecile atricapillus (Black-capped chickadee), 860 nucleotides long. RefSeq names its product neuroguidin (gene NGDN). NCBI's taxonomy places the organism in Eukaryota, Metazoa, Chordata, Aves, Passeriformes, Paridae. The transcript has 9 exons. Bases 66 to 803 code for a protein of 245 amino acids. The record is from RefSeq and is a predicted model, not a curated record. Gene Ontology annotation, cellular component: nucleolus; small-subunit processome. Gene Ontology annotation, biological process: maturation of SSU-rRNA from tricistronic rRNA transcript (SSU-rRNA, 5.8S rRNA, LSU-rRNA).
GGUCGAGGCUUCGCGCGCCUCGCUCCGAUUGGCUGCGGCGUCCUCCCCUCACGCUCAUUUCCAACAUGGCGGCGGCUGAGGCGGUCGCGUUGCUGGAGGCGCUGCGGGCUCAGGUGGCGGAAGUGGCGGCGCACGGGCGGGAAAUGCUGCGGAGAGUGAGGGGAGGACAGCUCGACACCAAGGAGGUGCUGGAGAAGCUCCGCCCCCUUGAGCAGCGCCUCAAAUACCACCUGGAGAAACUCCUGAGGGCGGCGGCCUCGGGGGGGCGUGGCGCCGAGGAUCCCCUGAGCUUCCGGCCCGCCCCUUCCAACAUGGCGGCGCAGGAUAAAGAUGAGGAGGAAGAGGAGGAGCAAGGCCAAGGGGGCGGAGCCAAAGCCCCGGGGUUGGGGGGAGGGCGGCGCUACGUCCCGCCCCGGCUGGUGCCGGUCAGCUGCGAUCCGGCUCCGGAUCCCGAAUCCCGAUCCCGCUCCCGGCUCCGGCUCCGGGCUUUGAACUCGGCCGCGCUCCGGGAGCUGCGCCAGGAGUUGGGGGAGGGGCCCCUGGAGGAGGGGGAGGGGCUGCAGCCCCCGCACCGGGAGGAGAUCCAGAGGCGGCGCUGGGAGGAGUCGAUGCUGCAGCGCCUCAGCGCCCCCUGCCGGCGGCGCCGGGGGGCGGGGCUUGGCCUCGAUGACGUCACCAACUUCGGGGCUUUUCCCGCCCUUUUGGGAGCCAAUCAGGAAUCGUCGGAGCCGCCGCAGAAAAAGAGAAAAAAACCCAAAAUGGGGAAGAAAAAAGGGAGAAAAGGUUUCCGCCGUCGCCGCUGAAUCCGCCAAUAAAAAUCCGUGGCUUCGUUUGCAUCUCAUUUGCAUCUCAUUUGCAUC